AUGGAUACGGACUGCGAUGUCAACGCAUGCUUCCUCAUCCAAUCAUUCGGCACGCAUGGAGUCCUGGGUGUUGGCAAGCAGGCAGGCCUGUCUAACAGGUCAUGCGCAGAUGGACGGAGUGUCUCCUCAGUGCUGGAGCAGGGCUGCAGUGGCUUCACCCAGGCGGAGGAACUUAAGUGCAGGCUUUUUCUGCAGAGCUUCUCGUCUGGGGCCAGAAAGCUCACUGAGGCUGAUACCAAAGAUCUUCUCCGCACUGGGGACCAAGACGGUGACAGCAAGAUAGGAAUGGAAGAGUUUUGCUCAUUAAUGAAAAGAAGUGAGGAAGUCUGAAUAUUGGUCCUUGGGCUUCAACAAUUUGGUGAAACUUAUGCAACAAAAACUAAUAAAAA
This is a messenger RNA of Paramormyrops kingsleyae, 389 nucleotides long. The record is from RefSeq and is a predicted model, not a curated record. Lineage: Eukaryota; Metazoa; Chordata; Actinopteri; Osteoglossiformes; Mormyridae.